Messenger RNA from Cydia splendana, 2789 nucleotides. Its product is annotated as retinol dehydrogenase 14-like. NCBI's taxonomy places the organism in Eukaryota, Metazoa, Arthropoda, Insecta, Lepidoptera, Tortricidae. The transcript is spliced from 6 exons. The record is from RefSeq and is a predicted model, not a curated record. Bases 85 to 1092 code for a protein of 335 amino acids.
UAUCACCACUGCGCUACUUGAGACAACUGAAAAGUGAAAUAAAAAGCUAUUCAAACCGAUACCAGCUAAGUAUUCGUACUCGCGAUGGUUUCGCAGCAAAUGGUAUACGCGGCGGCGGUGCCCGUGGGCGUGGUUUUGGCUAUUGGACUGAUACGUAAAUGGAGGUCCAGUAAAUGGGGGAAGUGCUUAAGUAACACUUGUUUGAGGGGUAAAACGUUUCUAAUUACGGGUGCGAACAGCGGGAUAGGGUUCGAGACGGCCAAGGCGCUGGUGAGGCGGAAGGCUAGGGUGAUCUUCGCGUGCAGGGACAUCGCGAAGGCCAAGGAGGCGAUCACGCAAAUAAGGAAAGCGCAGCCGACCGGCGGCGAACUGAUCCCCAUGCAGUUGGAUCUCACAUCCUUUGAAUCUAUUGAGAACUUCGUAGAAGUAGUGAAAGCCGGCUUCUACAAGAUUGACGUGUUGAUCAACAACGCAGGGGUUGCGACUCCGUUGAACCUCGGUCUGAAGACUAAGGAGGGCUUCGAGAUUAACAUUGGUGUUAACCAUGUUGGGCACUUCUAUCUUACUAAUCUGCUGUUGGAUCAUUUGAAACGGGCAGCUCCAAGCAGAAUCGUGAUCCUGUCGUCCACGCUACACGAGAAAGGGAAUAUCAACUUUAAUGACUUGAACUUAAAGCAGGAAUCUGAAUUGGCUGUCCAGGGCAAGCUGAAAGGCCGCCACAACCCUGGCUACUGCAACUCCAAGCUCAUGAACGCGUACUUCGGCCGCGCCCUGGCUGACAAGCUCAAGGAUUCAGGAGUUGACGUGCACACCGUGUGCCCAGGGUUCUGCUACACUAAUCUGUUCAGAGAUUCACUGAGAUGGUAUCACUACAUUGUGAUGGCGCCUAUCGCUUUGCUGUUCAUGAGAUCAUCUCAGCAGGGUUCAGAGACGGUCGUAUUCUGCGCAACCGACUACAGCAUAGAGGGAAAAACCGGCAAGUUCUACCGCGACUGCGUCGAGUACACCUCCAAAUACCCCUUCGACAAGGAGGUCGAGACCAAACUGUGGCAGGCCACCGAGGACAUGGUCAAGGCCAGGAGGCCCUUGUGAGACCAAACACCCUCGCGGCCAAACACCCAACCAAUCACGGAGUCGCACACACCCACCACUCAAACCGCCCAACGCCCGCAGGACUUAAACAUUCGACCGCCGCCUCCCGUCAAACUUAAGCGUCAAGAGAAGCCUAAAGAGACCCGGAAGCCCGAGAGGCCUAAGCCGUGGCAGGAGAAGAAGACCGAGUCGCGGCAGCGGCAGGAGCGGAAGACUCAAGCCGGCCCGAGUCGGCCGAAACGGCAGGCGCCGGGGCAGUCCACGUCGAAGAAAAACUAAAGUAAUGAGGUAUACUCUCACGUGCGAUUCCCACCGAUAGGCUGGAGUCGGGCCGCGCAGGAGCGCAUUUUCAACGUGCCUAUACAUUAUGUAUGGCAGAAGCGAUGUGAAAUGCGCGCCGACUCCGCCCGUUCGGUGGGAAUCGUACAUUAUGUAAUCCUAUAUUUAAUUACACAAACGGGUCUACCGCGAUAUAAUUUCAUUGUUUUUACCUUUAAUUCCGACGUUUCAGCUGAGUUGCACCAGCUGUGGUUACGGAAAGACUGACGUCCCAACAAAUGUCAACAGAAAAGGAAUUAUAGGUAAAAACAAUGAAAUUAUAUCGCGGUAGACCCGUUUGUGUAAUUAAAUAUGUGUACAAAACGCGAGAGUUUAAAGUGUUAUAUUAUGUAAUCCUUUCGAAUAAUAACAUAUAGACGGUCAAGCAAAUCUUGUCAGUAGAAAAAGGCGCGAAAUUCAAAUUUUCUAUGAACCGAUAUCCCUUCGCGCCUACAUUUUUCAAAUUUGCCGCCUUUUUCUACUGACAAGAGCUGCUUGACCAACUAUAAAUAAUACGAAAAAAUCUACGACGGAAGAAUUGUGGUUGUUUUGACAAAUUGUGAGGAAUAAUUUUGAAAUAUACCUAUAAUACUUAUUGUUGAUCGAACUGAAACAUCGAGUUUAAAAUCCAAAAACAUAACCAAAGAUAUUUAGUAAAGAUGUGUCUAAAUGAAUUACCAAUUAUUUAUGAUGUAUUUAUCCCAAAACACUUUUGUUAUCAUCUAUUGGUAUUAUUUUUGGAGGUGACAGUCUCUUAAGUAGAAAUGCUAAGCUGGAAGAAUUUGGUAUAUCGAUCCGCCAUUUCUUAUAUCUAUUGCACGCAUUUAAUUAUAUUCUCCUGCCCCGCUCACACAGUGAGCAGCGAGACAGCAAUAUAAUUGCGCGCGUGCGACAGAGAUGGAAAAUAGCGGGUCAAUGUAUGACAUUCCUCGUGCAUAGCGUCCUUUUUUUUAUUAAUAAUACCUUCUAUAAGAUUCCGUGUUGGUGUCAUGGUGUAAACCCCUUAGUGAAUCUGUUUAGUCAUUAGGAAACAUCUAGCACAAUACCUAUUGCAUGUUUGUCCUUAUAAAUAGAUGUUCGGUAGCAUCAAAUAUUUAACAUGAAAAAUAGUUCGAGUAUCUGCAGAAAUCCUACCCUUAGGAAUAAUAAAAUAGUCUUAAUUUGAAAAAAAAUAAACGAUAAAGACGAUUAUCGAUCAGGGCCUGUGAAAUUAUUCCACCUUGUAUAUUAUUUUCAUUAAGCUUAUCUUGUGAUGGAUAAGUGAAAAUCGAAAUAGUUUGUAUCAUAUUUGAUACAUGGGCUCAUUUCUUAUAGUACCACUUGGGUAACAUUUCACAACGAAUAUUGCGUUAGGUAACUUUUAAGGUUCCGUCACACAG